CAGCCUCGAUCAGUGACAAAAUGGCAAUGGAAUGUUGGUUCUCGCAUAGAAUUUUGUGAUGUUUUCGUAGUGUUUUUUAGUGGGCUUGCUUUAGCGGAUUAACGAGUGAACGAUGCGGUGCACCUGAUGUUGAUGGAUAGUGUGACUAGCUCGGAUUAGAACGGCGUAUCAGGAUCGCACCGAAAAUGGGAAACGUUUUACAUUUAUGAGGCAGUAAUAUUUUAACAAUAGGUCCGUUUUUUGGUUUUGAGAGAAUGUAAAUGCGAGGAAUUCCAAGCGACUUAAGUGCAAUGAGUUGGCAACGUUGUAGUGGUAUGGCUUUGGGAUGGAUCGUGGUGAUCUGUUUGUGGCUCGGAGGAUGCUCUGCGGUGAUGCCAAACGGCGCCAAGGAGUACGUAAUCCAUUGGAACUCCUCGAACCCGAUCUUUCGCAUCGACAAUACGGACAACGUGAUCGACGUAAACAAGGAUAACACAAAGUUUGAGUACGACCAGGUAAACCUGAUCUGCCCGGUGUACAUGCCCGAGACGAAGGAGGACGAGAUGGAGAAGUACAUCAUAUACAACGUGUCCAAGGAUGAGUUCGACACGUGCCGGAUCACGAAUCCGAACCCCAGGAUAAUCGCCGUCUGCGAUAAACCCUUCAAGCUGAUGUACUUCACGAUCACCUUCAGGCCGUUUACGCCGCAGCCCGGUGGUCUGGAGUUCACACCUGGAAAGGAUUACUACUUCAUAUCCACGUCCACGGCGGACGACCUGCACCGGAGGAUCGGCGGCAAGUGCACGACGCACAACAUGAAGAUCGUCUUCAAGGUGUGGGCACCGACGCACGAACCAACAACAAGAUCUCCGGUGAGCGUUGCAAGACCGAUCUGGUCCUCGCAAGUGCCACCACAACGCACCACCUAUAUCAUGACGACAACCACGACGACCACGAAACCGCCGACGACCACGAAGAAGUCCAAAACCUACCACAAGCACCCCAACGAAGUCGUCAAAAGUGAAGAACUUACUCUAGGUGGUAGUAAUUUAAAAUUGAAUUUAGUGCUGCUAGGUGCUAUGCCACUGGUGCUGGCACUGCGAUGAAAAUCACGUUAGCAAGAAGAAAACAAAACAACAACAAAAAAAAUAAUAAUUAUACAUUAUUUAAGCGAAAAGAAAAUUGGAACCACUGCAACGCGCAGAGUAAUUGGUUUUCCAUUUUCCUUUUCGCUUUCCCUAGAACUAUUUGUUCCCAGCAAAUACGAAUUAAACAAAAAAAGGCAAAAAAAAGUAAAUACCCGAAGGAACGCCGGCCCCGGCCGCACUUGUAUUAAGGACCAAUUCGAGACGUGUAUAUGUUUAAAACUCCACCCCCGCCCCCCAAAUUUUGCAAUGUUUUUGUUUUUACGGAACUGAAACCCCACCUCCCGCCCUUCGCGCCACGAAGCACUCAACAGUAAAGGACAAUGUGUGUCGGUGACAACAACAACAAAAAAAUGUAUUUGUAUAACUGUGAAAGACUGAAAAAUUAGUUUUU
Molecule: messenger RNA, 1518 nt
Organism: Nicrophorus vespilloides
Lineage: Eukaryota; Metazoa; Arthropoda; Insecta; Coleoptera; Silphidae
Product: ephrin-A4-like
Exons: 2
Coding region: 261-1085 (274 amino acids)
Biological process (GO): ephrin receptor signaling pathway; axon guidance
Cellular component (GO): plasma membrane
Molecular function (GO): ephrin receptor binding
Source: RefSeq, a predicted model, not a curated record